AUGGUUAAUGUACCUCGUUUCUGUCAUAAUAUUAGUGUAACAUUAAAUGAAACAUCUUAUCAGUAUUUAUCGGAAUGCUGGACUGAAUGGUUGGUAUCCGAAAAUUUACGUAUAUAUUUACCUUUGAUUAUAUUACCUAUAUCACUUAUAAGUAAUUGUUUAUCAUUUUUUGCUUUACGAAGUCGUCGUAUGCGUGGAACAUCAACAGCAUUUUUUAUGCUUGUACUUAGUAUUCUUGAUCCACUUGUUUUAUUAACAAAAAAUCUUGUCUAUUAUCCAACAUUUCUUUCAGCUUAUGCUAUAUCAUGUAAAUUUAUUUUUUUUCUUAUUUAUGUUGUUGGCUAUACAACCGUUUGGAUACUUGUUAUAAUGACAGCUGAUAAAUUUGUUGCUGUAUGGUUUCCACUUAAAGUUGCAUAUGUAUGCACAAUAAGUCGAGCCAAAUAUGUUUGUAUAUUUCUUCUUGCUACAACAAGUAUUAUAUCAUUUCAUCAUUUUUGGACAAUUAAGAGUUUUCCGCAUCCAAAAGAUGCUACAAAAGGUGUUUGUUUUUAUGAUAUGUCAUAUUAUAGUUCAAUACAACGUAUAUGGCGUUAUGUUGAUUUUGUUAUUUGGUGUUUUUUACCAUUUAUUCUCAUAUCAACAUUAAGUAUAUUAAUUAUUUGUAAAUUACGAGAAAAAGAAAAUAAUUCAGGUCAAAAUAUUCAAAAAAUAAUACAUACAAAUAUUAAAUGUAGAGAAGUUGAAAAUGGACUUCAUUCGAAUACGUUCAAAACAGGCAGUCAAGAUAUCGAAAUGCGCAGUAAUCAAAAGGCAAACUUUAUUCGUCUACGACAUCGUCAUAUAACAUUUAUGUUACUUGCUGUUGCUGGUGUUUUUCUUCUUUUUACAUUACCCAAUAGUAUUUAUUUUUUACUUGAAAUUACAUAUGGUUUUAAUAAAAAACCAAUAGUUAAUGAUUAUUAUCAAUGGUUACGUUUUCGUCGAUUAACAAUUUUAGCUGUACUUAUGUAUCAAUUAAGCGAUUUACAACAUGCAGCAAAUUUUUUUAUAUAUUUAUUAACUAGUGGAAAUUUUCGUCGAUCAGUUCUUGAUAUAUGUGUAUCAGUAAUAUAUAUUUUGCCAGCAUUAUUAACUUGUUCGUAUCAGCGUAGGGCGAAAUCACAACAGCAGUUGAGUAGAAGAUUUGAUAAAGAUCAAUAUGACAUAUCACCUCGUCCAAGUGCAUCCGAUAUGUCGAGUAUGGUACGGCCUUCACGUGAUAUUACCAAUAAACAACAACAACAACAACAAAUGAGAUUGAGUGACAAUUAUCAAACAUUAUUCUCAAAGUCAACCACAAGCAAACUACUACAAUUUGAAAAUAAGAAAAUAACUUUUUGA
Molecule: messenger RNA, 1383 nt
Organism: Rotaria sp. Silwood2
Lineage: Eukaryota; Metazoa; Rotifera; Eurotatoria; Philodinida; Philodinidae
Source: the annotation of a GenBank genome assembly